GCGAAUCUAUUAUUUAUGCAAUAAAUUUAAUCUUAAUUUUUAAUACAAAAUCUAAUCUUAAUUUUCUAGAUUAAGACCAAAUUAAAUCUAAUCUUACUUUCUAAUGCUAAAUCCUUCAAUUCCAAAAAUAAUUAUGCAAAUAAAUCUAGAAAAUUAUAUAAAUCAAAACCCAACAAAUUAUCUCAUGGAACAAAUCAUAAAUCAUAUAAAAAAUAGAAAAUUAUUCAACGAUAAAAAAAAACCCAGAAAAUGCCCAACCGCAAUUGACCUGCGGUUGAACCAUGGCUGGACCGCAAAUCACCUGCGGUUGGACCAUGGCUGGACCGCAAAUGACCUGCGGUUGGGCAUUUUUUGGGUUUUUUUUCGUUUUUCAGUUAAUGUAUUUACCUCGUCGGAGUCGCUACUAAUGAUUCAGACGUCCUACCGACGAUAUCGGCUUCAAAAUGACGAUGAUGGAUUUUUCUCUCCUUAGAUAGUGUUUUUUUAGUCCAAGUGGUGUUUGUUUGAUAAAGGGAAGGUAAAGAAGAUAGAGGGUUAUAAGUGUAACUUUAACAAAUAUACCAUCAUCUACUAUGGUGGCAAGUGUUGGUAGGUGGUGGUUAGUUUAUUCAAGUAAUCAUGCAUCGCCGCCAUGACGGAAAAGUUAUUUGUGCAUUAGUAAUGGGUUAAUUGCAUGGUUGGUCACUGAGAUUACAAAAAACGUUCAUGUUUGGUCACUGAAAAUAUUUAAAUCCAAUCUUGGUCACUCAAAUUAGUUAAAUGGUUCAAGUUUGGUUACUCUCCGUCCAACUCCGUUAAAUAAUGCCUGAUGUGGCAGUCAACCCUCAAAGUUGACCGUUAACUCGUUGACGUGGCAAUUAAAAAAUAAUAAAUAAAAUAAAAUUUAAUCUUCUACCAUUUCCAACUCAUUUUCACAAUAAAGUAAAAUAAAAAAAAAUUAUAAAUGGCCUUUACCGUUUGGUCACACGCCAAAGAUGCUAAAGUCUCUUCAACAAAUUCUCAUAAAACAGAGGAAACAUUUUAGCUACAUGCCAAAGAUGAAAAACAGAGUCACAGAACAGUUCUGUUGGUGGAAAAAGAAAAACAGGGGAAUUCUAUUUCUGCUGUGUGUGAGUGGCAAACAAAAAAACAAAAUGUCAAGGUUCUUCACAUAAUCUCUGCAUAUCUCAAGCUUCCCACAAAUCUACAAAUUAUUACCAAAAGAAUUCUUCUUUUUUAUCAGAUUAGCUAUGGCCCCUUCUCUUUCGAGCAUAAAGAUCGAAGAGAACCCAAAACCAAAAACAAAAAAGGGAAAGGGAAACCAAAUCAGUCAAAAAGUAAAUAACUUUCCCCUUCCACAGUUCCACUGAAGCUAGCAAAGCAAGCUCUUAUUAAGGGCUCUUACAGGCGUAAAUCAGCAAUGAGAAUUCCAGUCUCUGCUGUUGCUGCUGCUGAAGCUGUUCUUCCUUUUGCGCUAAUUUCUCCUCCAGCCACAGCCUGCUGUCCAGCCCACUCCUCGUCCGGAACACAAACACCGCCGCUGCAGGAGCCGUCGCCGGGUGAAAGAACCAGUCAUGUACAUCCCACAUCAGAUCCACAAGCAACCCAUCAACGAAAAUCGUUUGGUUCCCUCUGAAAUUCCACUGCAACCUCUUCACCCUAAUCACAACCUUCUUAUCGAUACAGACGGAGAGAACAGGGUGGUGAUGCCUCUGCUUCAGCCCUUCCCUCUCCCCCUCGCCGCCGCUGCAUUUAAUCAGGAUAUCGUGCUGGCCGCCGGUCUCGGAGAAUCGAGCUUUAGUGGAAUACAGAGUGCUCCCGGAGCAAUGCUCCUGCCUCGAAAUCUAGCUGACUUUGGCGGCGGCCGGCGCCGCCCUCAGCAAUUUCUUGGACAGAACGGCGGAUUCGUCGGCCAGGUCGCCGAGGACGAGGGCAAUUUCGCAAUUGCGGCGUGUGACCAAACGGUAGAAGCCAUUUAUAAUAAUUUUUUUUUUAAUUUUUUUAUUUUACUUUGAAAAUGAGGUGGAAAUGGUAGAAGGUUAAAAUUUAUUUUAUUUAUUAUUUUUUAAUUGCCACGUCACCAAGUUAACGGUCAACUUUGAGGGUUGACUGCCACAUCAGACAUAUUUAACGGAGUUGGACGGAGAGUGACCAAACUUGAACCAUUUAACUAAUUUGAGUGACCAAGAUUGGAUUUAAAUAUUUUCAGUGACCAAACAUGAACGUUUUUUGUAAUCUCAGUGACCAACCAUGCAAUUAACCCCAUUUGUAAUUAUCAUGGUUUAGGAAGGCGUAAUUUUGCUUAGGCCUACCGCCUAUGUAAUAAAAAUCCGCCUCACCUAGGCCAUAGAUAGUAAAUAAGGUGCUCAUAAUUAGGCGUAAUUUUGCUUAGGCCUAUGUAAUAAAAAUCCGCCUCACCUAGGCCAUAGAUAGUAAAUAAGGUGCUCAUAAUUAGGGAUGAAAACAAAACUCGAACUUACGGGUACGUUAUCCGACCCAACCUCGUAAAUGUGGGUAAAACUCAUGUUGACGGGUUUCGGAUCGGGUUUGGGUUUAAACUCGAUAUACUUUCAUCGGGUUGGGUAGGGUUUGGGUUUAGGGAUACCUGACCUGUGGAUACCCCUGCCCACACUUAUUCUGUUGCCCUACUCUUCCCAAACCCUAACCUAAUUCUAAUUUCCCCCAAUCUAACUCUCCCCAAACCCUACCCUAAUUUUAUUUCUUACCAAUGUAGUAUUUCCUUUUUUCCAAAAGAAGUUGGAGAGAUAAAUUAAUAAUUGAAGUUGAACUCACAACUUUUGUUGGUUUGCUGCUCUCUCACUAACAAAUUAAAAGGGGAAUG
Molecule: messenger RNA, 2821 nt
Organism: Linum trigynum
Lineage: Eukaryota; Viridiplantae; Streptophyta; Magnoliopsida; Malpighiales; Linaceae
Source: the annotation of a GenBank genome assembly